AUGUCUUCCAUCACAAAUCAGAGCACGAAGAAGUUGGAGCAGGGCACCAACGCUGCCCUGUCAAAUGCUGAGUUUAGCAGCGCCAUCCUUGAGUCAGGCAGCCAGCCCAACGAGGACCUUGGAAAAGAGGUCGAAAACACACCCGGGGCGGGACGUCCAGCGCCCGGCACAGGGCCACAAUACGCCGGAGGGGGCAGCAUCUGGAACAAUGAGAUAAAGCGGUCCUACGCACCAGACUAUGUCGGCUUCGUGAUCCUGGUCGCCGCAUACGCAUUGAUCGUCCUCCUCGUCGAGCCCUUCCACCGCCUGUUCUACAUAAACGACCUAGCAAUCUGCUUCCCGCACGCCGAGGUCGAGCGCGUGCCCGUGGCGCUCAACGUUGUCUACGCCGCAGCCGCGCCGCUGGUCGUGAUCGUCCUCGCCAACAGCCUGACGGGCGCCUCGAGGCACAAGCACCACGUCGCCGUCCUGGGGCUCGCCAUCGCGCUGAUCCUCACGAGCUUCCUGACCGACACCGUCAAGAACACCGUGGGCCGCCCGAGGCCCGACCUGGUCGCCCGCUGCAAGCCCGCGCCGGGAACCCCCGAGAACAAGCUGGUCGGCGUCGACGUGUGCACCGAGACCCGCCACCACGUCCUGCACGACGGCUGGCGCAGCUUCCCCAGCGGCCACAGCAGCUUCAGCUUCGCCGGGCUGGGCUACCUGAGCCUCUUCCUGGCCGGCCAGGUGCGCUUGUUCGUGGUCGGCGCCGGCGGAACCAGCAGGAAGAAUGGCGGCGCCGGCGGCCAAGGCCCCAACGGGAGGGCUGGGGUAGACGACGGCGACGACAGGGCAGUGUACGCUAGAGGCGACCUCGCCCGCGCCCUGCUGUGUCUGGCCCCGCUGCUCGGGGCGGCCAUGAUCGCCAUCAGCCGCUGCCAGGACUACCGCCACGACGUGUACGAUGUGUGCACCGGUGCGCUGCUGGGUUACGUGGUCGCGUACUGGAGCUACAGGAGGUACUGGCCGCAGCUGAGCAGCUGGCAUUGCCACGAGCCGUACCCGGGUCCUAGCAACGACGGAGGGGGGUUACCGCUGUACGGUCGCCUCAGGGACGAGGAGGAGGGCGCCGGGGGCGGGAACAAUCCAAGCUGA
This is a messenger RNA of Diaporthe citri, 1134 nucleotides long. RefSeq lists its product as uncharacterized. NCBI's taxonomy places the organism in Eukaryota, Fungi, Ascomycota, Sordariomycetes, Diaporthales, Diaporthaceae. Bases 1 to 1134 code for a protein of 377 amino acids. The record is from RefSeq and is a predicted model, not a curated record. Gene Ontology annotation, biological process: phospholipid metabolic process. Gene Ontology annotation, molecular function: phosphatidate phosphatase activity. The transcript is spliced from 5 exons.